UAUCAUCCCCUUACGCGUGUCUAUUGCCAGUGUUGUUGGAGCAAUCACGUUUAUAUCAUUUUCCGCCUACAUUGUCACCAACUUCCUUCCGAUCUUAUAUCCCUCAUGCCCUUACAAGACUCCGCUGUCACAAUACAUAUUCUCUCUCUGCACCUAUAUGGGGCGAACUCCUGGGAUCUCCACCGUUCGCACACUAAGGGAGGCUGAACGUACGGCUGUCGACAAUUCUGCCGACGAAAUGGAUGUGCAAGCACUUGCUUGGCUCAUUAACGUGUCGUCGAAUCCCAGCGUGGAGAACAUUGUGAUACAAUCCAUGAGUGCUUUGCCGCUCAAGUCUGUGGAUUCUUUCAAGUGCUGUAUAGACCAUACGAAUGUCCCUUUGGCAUGUACUCAAGCUCUUGAACCCCUUCUUCGCGAACCAGAUGUAUCUGUGCACGAAAGUAAAGUGGACCGUCUCAUUCGAGCCAAGCUCCGCUUCACAAGCUCUCCUGAUAUUCUUGGAGUGCCACAACCCGCCAAAGACUGCUUCUCCCCUACCCUCUACGCAGAGCUUCUGUGUAUUCACCCAAAUUCUCGAGAGGAGAUCCGGGAACUGGUCAUAUCCAACCUGAAAGCCGUAGACAAUGACCCUACAGCUCUUCACCUACAGCCCAUAGUAUGGGCACACCUCCUUCAGCAAGUCUCAUACUACGUCCCUGAUAACCUUGAAGUAAUGCAGAUGUUGUUCACUGUGAUACCAUCGUUCUAUUGGAAGGCCCACUAUGUUCCCAUUACCUAUGCCCUCGAGACUUUCGGAAUGAAAAUCUCCUACGGAUCCGGCGAUGGCGAAGUGACCCUUCGGAUGGCGAUUCAGAGGUCUUUGUACAUAUAUGUCGCUGAGGAAAUACUUCACCGUCACAUGCGUUCUGAGCCCAUCAUUUUCCGCCAGAAUGACAGCGACGUACUUUCCUAUCAGUAUUCGCGACUCCGUCUUCUCUUGAGCAUGGCCGGCUCACGCUCUAUGCGAAGCAUGCCCGUCUCUCCCUUUACUUCUAAUCAAAGUUUGUUCAUCAAGAUAGUGCGAGGCAUUGGUGACUUCCUGGGUAUUGCAUCACCGGACAAGGCUACAGCUGCUGUCCCCCUGGACGAUAUCGAUAAUCGUUCAACUGUCCUGAUAUCUCUAUACACACUGAUCUCGUCCUUUGAAUUUGACCGUCCUUUAACCCCUUACGAGCAAACAUUUGCCUUAACGAUGUUCUUUCGUGUUCUAAAUUCCACGUUCCCUCAUCCAUCAAUCCUCGAGAAAAAUUGGUGCAUGCCGCAACUGGCCACUAAAUCUGUCCGAAUCGCUUUGAAGGAUUUUCGUAAUCCUACCCAUGAACUCGGUACCUAUUUUUUCCAGCACACUUCUUUCACGAACGAGGCAUUGGCUUCUUUUGUAUCGAGUCUCUUUGAACAACUGCGUACAGAGAUCGCCAAUAGUGCUCUACGGACAUUUUUGCGCCUGAUCAUCACCGGGCUGGGAUCCGAAGAUUUGGGUGUUCAUAUACGCCAGAAAUCAUUGGAAUACUUGCAUGAGCCUGACAAUCUGUUCACCUCUUGCACUGCCCUCAUUCGGUGGGAUGACACCAAGACUCUUCGUCGUCUCGCUCUCCUCCAUCCGGCAGCCGCCGCCUGGCUCGGCUGUCUACAGCGGCUGGAAGACUCUGGAAUAGAAGAAUCACUAGUCAUCGAUUUCAAGGCGUUUAUCCAAGCUGGGCGUGUGGGUGCAUUUGGGGAGGAUGACACGGCAUCUUCCAGUUCUGUAGGAUCAUCUCAGGGAGAAAGCGACAACUCUCUGCAGCAUCCCUGGUCAACGGUGUGGCAUAGGGUCCAGCGGUUUCUUGCAGGAAAGCCUAGUCGUGAGAUAGAAUCAUCGAGUAAUGACAACAGAGUGUAGUCCUAUGUAAUGUCCUGACGAUUUUAUGCUAAAUAACAUUUCAGAGAGCGUGCGCAGC
Molecule: messenger RNA, 1976 nt
Organism: Desarmillaria tabescens
Lineage: Eukaryota; Fungi; Basidiomycota; Agaricomycetes; Agaricales; Physalacriaceae
Exons: 1
Coding region: 158-1918 (586 amino acids)
Source: RefSeq, a predicted model, not a curated record